UGACGUGUAAAUUACGGGGACACGCCGCUGGUCGUCCCUCUCCUAGCUCGCAGCAGCUUCUGUCUUCCUUGACCGUCGGGCCUGGCCCAACAGGCGAGACGCAGACUCGAAAGUUUGAAGAUCGAGCGUCGUAACUCGCCGUCACUACGCUGUCAAGAUGCCUCCACCUCCAGGGAGUACAGACCCGGACUUGUGGGUGAACGACUUGCCAGCUGUAAAGGAGACGAGUGCAGGGUCAAUCAGUGGGUGCAGGAUCGUCCAGGACGGCUCCACCGAACACAUCCGAGACAAUGAGGACAGAUACUACACUUGUAAGUUGGAUGGAGUCCAACUGUACAUGGUGCUGGACGGGCACAACGGGAGCAGGGCGUGCGACUUUGCGAGGAAACGUAUCCCGAGUAUUCUACUGCAGACCGACAUGGGGGAGAAUGGGGAGAGAGCUGCCGAGGUCCUCAGGUACACCUUCCAGAACACCGAGGAAAAGUUCUUCAUGAUGUUGGAUCCGAGCAUCACGAGAAAGAUGGGACUACAGAUGGAGAUGCAGGAGAAAGGAGGGACGACGUCCAUGUUGGCGUAUUCCAUGUUCCCCGAGAAAGUGGAGGAGCUGCAGAGACUGGAGGAGCAGAUUAGCGGAGGGACCACUGCUGUGGUGGCGGUGAUUCUAAAUAACCGUCAGUUGUGGGUGGGAAAUGUGGGAGACUCCAGGGCCGUCCUCUGCUACCAGGACGGCCUGGGGAAACUCCACGCAGAGCAGAUCUCAGAGGACCACAACACGAAGAACGAGAAGGAGAUUGAGCGACUGGUUCGGUGCGGCUUGGACGAGGUCCGACUACGCAGCUCGGGAAGACUCGGGGUCCACCAGAACACUCGCUCCAUUGGUGACUACAGCAUCAAGGGAGGCUUCAAGGAUCAUGACAUUCUCAGUACUGCGACUAGGGAACCUGGUACGGCGGAGCCUUUCAUCAGCCACCCUCCCCUAGACAUAACAACGAUCAGGGGCUUCCUCCUACUAAUGUCCGACGGACUCUACGACGCCCACGCGACAGUCACAAACUCCCUGCACACCGUGAACCACGACCUGGCACUCCUCGUCCAGCGACACUUAGACCACGCCCCCAGCAUCAACGAGGUGGCCGACAAAGUGAUCGCGGAGGUGGCGACCAACUUUCGCAACACGAUCCAGCGACGUGGGGAGAGUGCUCGCAUGGACGACAUAACACUCAUCAUCCGUAACCUCGGCUACCCAGUGGGUCAGCUCUCCGGGAUCCUGACGUCCCCACAGAUGCUGCAGAACAACUUCAGCUUCAGCCAUGAGACACACCAGGAACACCCAAAGCCACAAUCGGAUGCUGGGGGUCCGAAACCCCACUAUGAAAAUUCCCAGUUCUUACAGUCAGUGCCUGUCCCGACGUCCUCGGUCCAUAGUAGCACCAACCCCUCCACUGCCACUCCUACUCCCUCCAGUAGACUCCCACACUAUACCUCGCCGCAGGCCCACCCUAGUGUCCACGUGAGCCAUCACGUCCCUGUGGUGGACGCCUACCCUCCCAACUCUGUGUACCAGUCCCAGCAGAGCCUGCACUACCCUCACCCCACCACCGGUUACAAUGUCCAGUACGGCACCAGGCCACCGCCACAACCGCAGCACCAGAAUGGAGCUGGGGCGGCAAGCCAGGUGUUUGGGGACUCGGGAGCCGACCACACGGCACACACCAACUACCAAGACCAAGGUGCGUAUGGAAGAGAGCCACUGCAGAGCCAGCCGUACAGCGGCCAUCAGCACUCAGAGUCCACUAAUCAGUACAGAGAGUAUUCAAACCCUGACUCAACGACGACGACGACGACGCCCGCCAUCUACGAGAACUGGGAUCUGAGGAGAAGCGAUCGCCACGGUUCCGGCAGCAGUGGAGUGACAGAGCUGGCCGGGGAUCUUGCCACAAUGAGCGUGGAUCCAUCGCAAUCCAACACGACUGAUCCAAACCCUUCAAAGUCACCUAAUCCUGGGCCGACAUUCCAUGAACUUCAUGGGCCUUCCUCAAACGUCGAUUAUCAGUUUCAGUCGCCGCAAAAUGCCGGUCCAGUCUCUUCCCAAACAAACGUCGCUGUCAACAGGAAUGGUUCGACUGACGAUACCGGUGGCGUGGCAAGGACGGUGACGGACGACAGUGGUCUCGGUGGUAGUCGAGGGGGAGGGGGUGAGAACGGUACCAGCAGACACUCUACAACGGACGACGAGUCGUGGAUGUACAAUGACAGAGUGUUGCAGGCAUCUAAGUCAACGCAGCCAACAUCAUCGUCUCUGGGCGACUCUGAGAAGACAGGGGAGGAAGAGGAGGAGGAGGAGAGGAGGAGGAAAGACAGGGACGCAACGGAAGUCGUUGAGCUGGAGCUGGCGCCAGAAAAUGAGACGACACGGCUGGAUGUGAAGGAGGAAGAGGAGGAGAACGGGAUGAUCAAACCCAUCAUAAAGUUCGACAAGUUCCCUCCGGACCUGUCCUGGGAUCAGAUAUAAAGCCAUUACAUAACGUGUCAUUUCUCACUGUGUCGCCUUUUGUGGCUGUGUUCUUUGCUGUGUGACAGUGUGCUAAUGAUUGUGGCAGUGUGUUCCGUGUCAGACAUGAAAUUUGGAGACAAACUUGAACGCGCAGGCAAGAGAGGGGGCGUGGCGAUUGUGUCAGCGCGUCCGGCCGGCGCCCCCGAGUUCAUUACGUCAUCGUGGUUUGAAUUUCGAAUCCUGCGAGGGAACGUUGGGAGCUGAUCUGAGAGAGAAGCUACAGCUAAAAGUAUGGCCGCGCCGUCGUCCAGCUCCAACGUGGAGAACCUUCACCCGCAGACGGUGCGGCAGGUCCUGCGGGAGAUGACUGAGCUGUCUCAGAGCCCGCCUGAAGGCGUCAAGGUCUUCUUAAACGAAGAAGACAUCACCGACAUACAGGCUUCCAUUGAGGGCCCAGCCGGUACUCCGUACGAAGGCGGAAUCUUCAAAAUGAAGCUGGUUCUACCUAAAGAGUUUCCUGCCUCCCCUCCUCUUGGUAUAUACACACAUGUAUACCAUCUAUAUAGGACAAAUAUGCCACGCAUUUUGGUGAGCGAGUGUGACAUUUCAAUUUUUGUACAUACUGAAGAAUGACGUUCAUUUUUUCGCGUUUAUUUAGAUUCACGUGCAGUGCCCAGUUACUUUCACAUAAUUAUAUAGAAAAUUCCCGAAUUUAGACGACUAGGUUGCUUUGCUUGGCAAAGAAAUGUUUUAUAAUACAUAAUGUUCCUGCAAAAAUUGUGCUCCACAAAGUAUAACCUUCAGCAUUGUAAAGUAUUUGACAACUGUAACCUCCCCUGGAUGUAAUGUAUGGGUUUGUAUGCACGAGGAACCACUUCCGGCUUCAAAUUUCUGUUCAUUUAGAGGUGUGUGCAAUAACACAUGCGGUUCCAAAAGUUUUGUUCAUCAUCAACUGUGAGAUUAUACUGAUCAACGACAGUGCUGUUCCCCCCUUUUUAAAAAUCUUUAGUCACACAAACAGGUUUAUGGAGGAGUUGUGUGUUGUUUUGCAGGAUUUUUCUUGACGAAGAUAUUUCACCCAAAUGUGGCUAGCAAUGGGGCAAUAUGUGUGAACACCCUCAAAAGAGACUGGAAACCAGAGCACGGAAUACGCCACAUACUCUUGACCAUCAAGUGCCUCCUAAUCUACCCAAACCCUGAGUCGGCACUCAACGAGGAGGCUGGUAGGCUCCUAUUGGAACACUACGAAGACUAUUCCAGCCGGGCUAGGAUGAUGACCGGGAUUCACGCCAAGCCAUCUCGGGGACCCGACACGGCAGCAGGUAGCAGUGUUGGUGGUGGGUCCGAUGUGUCCGGGGGUAAAAAGAGGCCUCUGGAGUCGGUCACCGGUAGCACCGCCUCCGGACUUGUGGAGAAAAAGAAGAAAGACAAGAAGAAGGCUCUGAAGAGACUCUGACCACACUUGCCAGACUCUCUUUCUCUCACUCUCCAACAAGCGCCCUCUUCCUCUCUUUUUUCGUGUUGGCUGUAUAAUAUUGUGUACAUAGUGUGUCUUACAGUUGCACUGGCUAUGCUUUAAUUACGUCAAUCUUUUUCUCUUUUCAUGUUGUGUCUGAUCUUUUUCCCGCACGGCAACAAAUGCAUGUGAGUUUUGCACCAGUGUUGGACGAAAUUUUAGCAAAAAUAGCGAUCAAACAGGUACAAUGGUUUUUAAUAAAUUUUCACUCUAAUGAUGGGUGUGGAAGAUAGAGAUGUGUGUUAGACUCCUAUGUGGCAAACUGGUGGAUGAGUAGUGUCAUAUCGUCCCUCUUGCGGCAUGCGACGGCCACCGGUGAACGGAUAUCUCGUGCAGCGUGGUUCUUGUAUGCAUCUUCGUGAAUAGCCCUGAUACGCCCGAGGACACGAUCGGCAAGAACAUCGAACCUUCUCUUUUGGUCCACGAGCUGAUCUCUUUCUCGGUUCACCGUGGUCAUGAGGACCUUGUUGGUUUCGAUUCCAGCCUUUUUGCAGAAACGGCGCCUCGAUGCUCUUGUAGACUCCGUCUGUCAUCAGGAUGAUGUACUUGCAGUGUGGUGUUAUGGGGAUAACCUCAACGAAAGGUUCACACAGACCCGGCUGUGCCUUGCAAUGCCUGCGAAAACAGAGGAUAAUAGCGAUAUGAACAAAAGGAAGAACAUGUGGACCAAUCAGAUUUCUUGAUUUACUGUAUAUACAUUAUGCAGAACAGUGCGGCAGAAUAAGGUUCAGUGGCCUUUGCGCAAUAAGGAACUGCAUGCUCGGGUGGUGGUGGUGUUGCAAUAGGGAACUCCAUCCUAACUGGCCUUGAAAUAAGCCACAGAAGGAGUCACAUGAAAUUACACAGCCAUCUGACCCUUUUACAAAACUGCAUGUCAAAAAUGACACAAUAUCCUGUAUUUCUCAACGGAGAGAGGCUAAACAACUUCCAUAUAGUACAGUAUAGUACGUGAAGCAGGUUCGAAAAAGUGCAUAUUAUUUCCUUCUAAGAGGGAAACUGCUGUAGGCAUGAUAGUAUACACAUAAACAACUAGAGUAAGGAUACGCCAGCACACAGCCAGGCAUGCAGGGGACAAGUCCUGCAGCCUAACACUGACUGACAAUAUUUACUACCUACUGUACCCUUCAGGUCUGGGAGAAAUUAUACAGCCUUCUUUCAGAGACACCAGAUAGCAGAGAGUGUGUGGCAGUGGCAGACGAAAUAAUACCCCAG
This is a messenger RNA of Geodia barretti, 5222 nucleotides long. The record is from the annotation of a GenBank genome assembly. NCBI's taxonomy places the organism in Eukaryota, Metazoa, Porifera, Demospongiae, Tetractinellida, Geodiidae.